AUGUGUGUUGAUAAACAGGAAAUUGCUGCUACUGUGGAUACUGCUAUUGUUAAUAUCCCUGAACUUGUUGAUGAAGAUCAUGCUAGUAGUGAUGAUUCAAACCUUGAGGAUGACAACAACAUGAUAAUUGGAAAUUUUGUGAGCAACAAGUCUAAAAGGAAGUAUAUGUCUAGUGAUUGGAAUGACAAUAUAUAUAAGAUUGGUCAAGUUUUCAUUGGUGGUGCCGUCGAAUUUCGGGAUAAGUUGUGCAAGUUUGCAGUUGAGAAGGGGUUUGAGUUUAACUAUGUUAAGAAUGACAAGUGCCGUGUUAGUGCUACUUGUGCCAAGAAAGAUUCCGAUGGGUGUGAAUGGUAUGUUUAUGCUUCCUUAAACAAGGCUAGUGGUUAUUUCCAUAUAAUAAAGUUGGUGAAUAAUCAUUCUUGUGUUGGUGUUGUCCGGCAUCAAAAUCAUAAGAGGUUAGGAUCCAAAGUUAUUUCCACUAUUAUGGCUGAUAAAGUCAGAUCCGAUCCUUUAAUUAAGCCCAAGGAUAUUGUCAAGCAUUUCAAGCAUGAUUAUGGGUUUGAUAUUCCUUAUCACAUGGCAUAUAGGGGCAAAGAGGCUGCUAAUAAGAUGUUACAUGGUAGUGAAGCAUUUGGGUAUUCUCUAUUGCCUUGGUAUAUUGACACAUUAAAGAGAACUAACCCCGGUUCAUAUUGCAUUCUUGACUCUCUUGAUAAUCGUUUUCGUCGAUUGUUUAUAUCUUAUGGGGCUUGCAUAAACGGCUUCAAAUAUUGUCGACCUAUGUUGUUCCUUGAUGGGACUUUUAUUAAAAACAAGUAUAAGGGGAUGCUAUUGGGUGCUUGUGCUAAAACAGGGAACAAAGAUGUUUUCCCAUUUGCCUUUGCCAUUGUUGAUGCUGAAAGUAAAGAGAAUUGGAGGUGGUUCCUUGAACAUUUGGCAAUAAUCUUGGCGAGCGACUACCGGACUAUUGUAUUCAUGACAGACCGUGGAGCUGGUCUUUUGGAUGGUGUGAAAGAGGUGUUUCCAAAUGCGCCUCACUCCUACUGUAUCAAGCAUCUAAAGGACAAUUUGAAUGGCAGGUAUCCAAGUUCCUAUGGUUCUACUUUUAAGGAACACAUUGUGAGAUUGUUUACACAAGCUGCAUAUGCUAGGACUUUAGAUAUCUUCAAUGAAAAGUUGGAAGAAUUUAGGAAGCAAAGUCGUGGGCAGGGUCAGUCCUUUCUUGCUAACUUGCCACCCGAAAACUAUGCUAUUGCUUGCUUCCCUGCUAAAAGAUAUGGCGAAAUGAGUAAUUCUUUGGCAGAGAGCUUCAACAACAUGGUCAAGGAUGAGAGAUGCAUGCCGCUGCCUCAGUUGCUUGAAGGCAUUCGUGUGAGAGUUAUGGAGAUUUUUGUGAAAGGAAGGUUCAAUCUUCUACUUGGAGGAGUGUGCUAUGUCCUAAGCUUGAGAAAAAAGGAUAGCAAUGUCAUGGUGAACUUGGUUGAGAGGGAGUGUUCUUGUGCUUGGUGGCAGUUUAGGUGCUUCCCAUGUUCUCAUGCAGUUCAAGUAAUGCAGAAGGCGAACCGUAUCCCUUACCGUUACAUUGAAGAUUACUGGAAGACCUCAUUCUAUAGAAGUGCUCAUGAUCUUCCUAUUUUUCCAGUCCCGGAUCUUGAUAAGCCCAAUCCUAGUAGUUUUGGUGAUUCAGCUUUGCAGCCUCCCAAGACUCGAAAACCUCCCGGAAGACCACGGACAAGGAGGAUCAAGUCGUUUGGGGAAGAGUCCAGACCAGUGAAAUGCACACGGUGUGAUCAACUUGGCCACCACAAUCGCAGGUCAUGCAAUGUGGCGAUCUGA
This is a messenger RNA of Rosa chinensis, 1836 nucleotides long. RefSeq lists its product as uncharacterized. The record is from RefSeq and is a predicted model, not a curated record. The transcript is spliced from 3 exons. The coding region runs from base 1 to 1836 and encodes 611 amino acids. Gene Ontology annotation, molecular function: zinc ion binding. NCBI's taxonomy places the organism in Eukaryota, Viridiplantae, Streptophyta, Magnoliopsida, Rosales, Rosaceae.